Molecule: messenger RNA, 3855 nt
Organism: Cannabis sativa
Lineage: Eukaryota; Viridiplantae; Streptophyta; Magnoliopsida; Rosales; Cannabaceae
Product: leucine-rich repeat receptor-like serine/threonine-protein kinase BAM3
Exons: 2
Coding region: 385-3423 (1012 amino acids)
Biological process (GO): protein phosphorylation
Molecular function (GO): protein binding; ATP binding; protein kinase activity
Source: RefSeq, a predicted model, not a curated record
UUUAACUUCAAAACAUUUUCUCAUUCUUCUUUCUUGCUUUUUCUUUAAAGAAAGACUUGUUGGCUCUCCACACCAUUUUCUCUUCUUUUCCCAGCAAAAAUUUUCAAUCUUGUUCAAUCUCAUCUUCUUCUCACAUAGAAAAGAAAAGAGAAAAGAGAAAAAGCUUCAACCUUGUAUUUCAAGACUCUUUUUUUUUCCUCUUUAGUAAGAUGUUUGAUUCCUUAACACCCUUAUACACACUUGAAGUUUCUCAUAUUCCACUACUCACUUUCUUUCACUUUCCCGGAAAAUCCAUUCUUGCCCAAAUGCUUAAAUCCUUUCCUCUUUCCUUAGAUUGCUUCAAAAUCCAAUUUUCUUAAGCCAAAACACAAAAAAAAUACAAACAUGGUCUUUUUCUUUGUCUAUACACUUUACUCUCUUCUACUCAUUACUACUUCUUCUUCUUCUUCUUCUACUUCUUCUUUGGUUAGUGAUUUUCAUGUGUUGUUAAAUCUCAAAGAAGGAUUCGAAUUCGCCAACCCGAUUUUAAACUCAUGGAACCCUUCUUUAAAGCCAAGCUCAAUUUGUUCCUCUUGGGUUGGAAUUACAUGUUCUAAACAAGGAAGAGUAGUUUCACUUGACUUAACUGAUUUAAGUCUAAGUGGUACUAUUUCACCUCAAAUUUCAAAACUUGACCAACUCACUCACUUAUCUCUAGCUGGUAACAACUUCUCAAACAGCAUUGAUGAGAUAACAAGUUUGACUAAACUCAAAUUCUUAAACAUCUCAAAUAACCAGUUUAGUGGAAGCUUAUCACAUUGGAACUACUCAACAAUCUCAGACUUGGAAGUUUUUGAUGCUUACAACAACAACUUCACUGGUGUUCUUCCAAUUGGGAUUCUUAGUUUGAAGAAGAAACUCAAGUACUUGGAUUUUGCAGGGAAUUAUUUCUUUGGCAAAAUCCCAACAUGUUAUGGUGAGUUAGUUGAGUUGGAGUACUUGUCAUUAGCUGGUAAUGAUCUUAAUGGUAAAAUCCCAAGUGAGUUAGGUAACUUAACUAACUUGAAAGAGAUUUACUUGGGUUAUUACAAUGUUUUUGAAGGUGGAAUUCCAAGUGAGUUUGGUAAGUUAGUUAAUCUAGUUCACAUGGACCUUUCCAAUAGUGAAUUAGAUGGUUCAAUACCAAUUGAAUUGGGUAACUUGAAAGCAUUAGACACACUUUACUUGUAUGCUAAUGUACUUUCAGGCUCAAUCCCAAGACAAUUAGGCAACUUAACAAGCUUAAUCAAUCUUGAUCUCUCCAACAACGCGCUCACAGGCGAAAUCCCAUUCGAGUUUGUUAAUCUCACUAAGCUCAAGCUCUUCAACUUAAUGAUCAACAAGUUACAUGGUUCAAUACCUGAUUUUGUAGCUGAAUUGCCUUAUUUGGAGACUCUUUCGCUUUGGAUGAACAACUUCACCGGCGAAAUUCCUAAGAAACUCGGCGAAAAUGGUAAGCUUCAAAUGCUUGAUUUGUCUACAAACAAACUCACUGGUACAAUCCCACCAAACUUGUGUUCUUCCAAUCAGUUAAAGAUUCUAAUUUUGUUGAAAAACUAUCUUUUUGGACCAAUCCCAUUUGGCUUAGGAACUUGUUUUAGUCUUGUUAGAGUUAGAUUGGGACAAAACUACUUGAAUGGUAGUAUCCCAAAUGGUUUUCUUUACUUGCCUCAAUUGAAUCUUGUUGAGUUACAAGAAAACAACUUAUCUGGUUUUUUAUCAGAAAAUUGUAGUAACUCAUCAUCCAAUCCAACCAAAUUAACCCAACUCAACCUCUCAAAAAAUCUCUUAUCAGGUUUUAUACCAUCUUCAAUCUCAAAUUUCACUUCUCUUCAAAUCCUUCUCCUUAGUGAAAACCAAUUCUCAGGUCCAAUCCCAACUUCAAUAGGACAACUCACUCAAGUUUUAACACUUGAUCUAAGCCAAAACUCACUCUCUGGCCAAAUCCCACUUGAGAUUGGUAACUGUCUUCAUCUAACUGUCCUUGACAUGAGUCAAAACAACCUCUCUGGCUCAAUCCCACCACAGAUUUCGAAUAUUCGAAUCUUGAAUUACCUUAACUUGUCAAGAAACAAUCUGAACCAAAACAUACCAAGAUCAAUAGCUACAAUGAAGAGUCUAACAACAGCUGAUUUCUCCUUCAACAAUUUCUCUGGCAAAUUACCCGAAACAGGCCAAUUCGGGUUCUUCAACGCCUCAUCAUUCGCUGGAAAUCCACAACUCUGCGGUUCAUUGCUCAACAACCCUUGUAACUUCACAACAAUCGAAACCAAACCCCGAAAACAAGAACCAGAUUUCAAGCUUAUUUUCGCGCUAGGCCUACUCAUAUGCUCCUUAGUUUUCGCAGCAGCAGCCAUAAUCAAAGCCAAAUCUUUCAAAAGAAACAGCGCGAAUUCAUGGAAAAUGACAGCAUUUCAAAAACUGGAAUUCACUGUGUUUGACAUACUCGAAUGUGUCAAAGAUGGGAAUGUUAUAGGCAGAGGAGGAGCUGGAAUUGUCUACCAUGGAAAAAUGCCAAAUGGGGUCGAAAUCGCUGUCAAAAAACUACUGGGGUUCGGAUCAAACAGCUGCCAUGAUCACGGAUUCAAAGCAGAAAUCCAAACACUUGGGAAAAUUAGACACAGAAACAUUGUUAGAUUGAUUGCUUUUUGUUCCAACAAAGAAACCAAUCUUCUUGUUUAUGAAUACAUGAGAAAUGGAAGCUUAGGUGAAGCUAUUCAUGGAAGAAAAAAGGGUGCUCCUUUCUUGAAUUGGAAUAUGAGAUAUAAGAUUGCCAUUGAAGCUGCUAAAGGACUGUGUUAUCUUCACCAUGAUUGUUCUCCUUUGAUUCUCCAUAGAGAUGUGAAAUCCAAUAACAUUUUGCUUGAUUCCAACUUUGAAGCACACGUGGCGGAUUUCGGGCUUGCCAAGUUCUUGCUUGACGGCGGCGCCUCCGAAUGUAUGUCGGCGAUUGCUGGCUCCUACGGCUACAUUGCUCCUGAAUACGCUUAUACAUUACGAGUAGACGAAAAGAGUGACGUGUACAGUUUCGGGGUUGUGUUACUGGAACUGGUGACGGGACGACGUCCAGUAGGAGAUUUCGGAGAAGGAGUAGACAUAGUUCAAUGGUCAAAAAAAGCCACAAGUUGUAAAAAAGAAGUUGUUGUUCAAAUCGUUGACCGAAGGUUGACCGCCGUCCCCGAAGACGAAGUGACUCACUUGUUCUUCAUUGCUACUCUUUGUAUACAAGAGAAUAGUGUCCAACGUCCAACAAUGAGAGAAGUUGUUCAAAUGUUGUCUGAGUUCACAGAUCGCCAUAGUACUACUCCUCAUCAUCACCAAUCAUCAUCUUCUUCUAAGAUCAAAUGUGAAAAUAAUGACACAAAAAUUACUUGCCCUAAGUUUAGACAAGAUCUUUUGGUUUAAUAUGAUAUAAUUAAUUCUAUAUAUAAGAAGAAAAAAAAGAACGUAUAAUAUAUUAAAAAUAGCAUUUUUUUUUUAUUUUCUACCUUAAUUUUAAUGAUUUUCUAGAGUUGAGUUAAAUGGGUGUAAUAUUGUUAUAUAGUGGCUUGUCUUUUUUUUUUUGGUUGUACAAGAAUUUGAGGGGAUUUAUUUUGGUUUAGAUAUAGGAAGAAGGAAGAGAAGAGAGACAAUUGUGGUCAAUUAUUAUAUUAGAGUUAGAUAUUAUUAAUUAGAAUUAAAAUAAUGAAAUAUAUAUAGUUUUGCACUUGUUUUCAAAACGGUGCGUUUUAUAUAUAAGUGGGAAAAAAGAAGAGCAUGAAAGCUUUAAUUUGGGCAAGCAUGGAUGCCCUUUUUUGUAUUAUAUAUCUUUAUUUAAAAAAAGUAGUUAUUUAACAC